Molecule: messenger RNA, 1462 nt
Organism: Mycotypha africana
Lineage: Eukaryota; Fungi; Mucoromycota; Mucoromycetes; Mucorales; Mycotyphaceae
Product: pseudouridine synthase
Exons: 2
Coding region: 1-1455 (484 amino acids)
Biological process (GO): tRNA pseudouridine synthesis; mRNA pseudouridine synthesis
Cellular component (GO): cytoplasm; nucleus
Molecular function (GO): pseudouridine synthase activity; RNA binding
Source: RefSeq, a predicted model, not a curated record
AUGGCAUCCAAGUAUGACAAUUAUACCAGGGAGCAGCUAGUACAACGCAUUCUGGAUCUGGAGUCUCACAAUAUACCCUCUACUGACUGUCAACAUACUACGGUUGCACCUUUGAUAAAAAACAAGAAACAGAAACAAAGGCGUGAAAAAAGGCCAUUUGACAUGUCGAAAUAUACCCAGCGUAAAAUUGCGUUACGCAUAGCUUAUCUAGGGUGGAAUUACAGUGGAUAUGCCAGCCAAAAUAAGCCCGACGAAGUUCCUACAGUCGAAGACAAACUAUUUCUCGCCCUACAAACGGGUCAUCUCAUUGAGAAUAUAGAAGACAGUGACUACAGCCGUUGUGGAAGGACCGAUAAAGGAGUGAGUGGAUUAGGUCAAGUGAUAGCACUUAAAGUGAGAUCCAAAAAAUUGCGAGAACAAUACGAGAAAGAUGCUACGCUACCCCCACCAGCCGAAGAAAUACCCUACAUAGAUAUGCUGAAUCGUAUGCUGCCGCCAGACAUUAGAGUAUUGGCUUGGACACCAGUCGACGACAGUUUCAACGCAAGAUUUGAUUGUACAGGCAGAACGUAUAAGUACUUCUUUUGUAAUCGUCAUUUGAACAUUGCCAACAUGCAGAUAGCCUGUGGUUAUUUCGAAGGACAACACGAUUUUCGCAAUUUCUGUAAAGUAGAUCCUUCAAAAAAUAUCACGAAUUACGAGCGCCAUAUACGAUCCAUGAAAAUCAAACCAGCGGAAAAACUGAAUCAACACAUGUCUGAUGAUAGCAGCUGCAGUGACCUCACCUCACCCUCGUCGGCAACGUCAUUUUAUGAACUCGAAUUGAAAGGCUCUGCAUUUUUAUGGCAUCAAGUACGAUACAUGAUGUCUGUGCUUUUUAUGGUUGGCCAAGGAUUAGAAAAGCCUGAAAUUGUGUUGGAACUGUUGGACAUUGAUAAAAUUCCUUCAAAGCCCGAUUUUCCUAUGGCCAGUGAUCUGCCUCUGGUACUUUAUGAUUGUGAAUUCAAGGCACUUCAAUGGUACUAUUCAACUCAACAAGGAGAAAACAAAUAUGAACCUAUACCAUCUGCCUAUAGAACCUAUUUACAUUAUCACGAAGAAUGGCAAAAGCAGAUGAUUUGUACGUUGACGACACAGUAUUAUUUGAAUGAAGUAGGCAGUUUUUUGGUCACUAUGCCAGACGAGAAAAAGAAAGACACAGUAGAUGCUUUUGAUAAAGUCCAAAGUGAACUACAGCAGCAGCAGUUAUCCCAACGGAAAGGAUUGGGUGCCGUCAAUUUGGUGAUAGGAGGUGGUAAAGAGAGUAAAAUAGCAAAAUAUAAACCUAUUUUGUUAAGACCACGUUGUGAUUCAGAUGAAUUAAAGAAGGAGAAAUUUCAAGCACGUAAAAAACGAAAGCUGGAUCAACAGCCUGAACAGUCAAAGGAUAUUGCGAUGAAAGAACAAGUAGAAUAAAAGACUU